Linum trigynum is the source of this 261-nucleotide messenger RNA. The record is from the annotation of a GenBank genome assembly. Lineage: Eukaryota; Viridiplantae; Streptophyta; Magnoliopsida; Malpighiales; Linaceae.
AUGUGGGUAGGUGUGGUCGGCUAUGAUAUGACAUUCCUGAUCAUGAUCAUCACGGGAGCUCUCCGUGACAACUUCAGUGUGCUCCACUAUGUCCUUGUAGCCUUCUUCUUCCUCCUCCUCUUCUUGUAUGGUAGUAGAAGGGUGAUCUGGAGCAGGUUGUGCCAAAAAUUGCUCAAGAUCAUCGGCGCUCUUCUUAAGGCUCAGGAGGAUCGCCUCUGUUUCACGAUAGGCCUGGACACAAUGAUCCAUCCUGGAGCAUGA